This is a messenger RNA of Caenorhabditis sp. 36 PRJEB53466, 804 nucleotides long. Lineage: Eukaryota; Metazoa; Nematoda; Chromadorea; Rhabditida; Rhabditidae. The record is from the annotation of a GenBank genome assembly.
AUGAGGUUACUUCUACUGGUAGUUUCUUUACUUUUACUGGUCGUGAAUGCCAUAUAUGAAGACCAGGUAGGGAAAUUCGACUGGAGAAAACGACUAAUCGGAUGCCCGAAUAAAAUAGUGUUUGAUAAGACGCACAGGUAAGAAAAAUAAGAAAUAAGUAGUUGCCAAAAUUAUUUCAGCGCGACAAAUCGUUUUGUUGUAUCUACACAGCAAUCUAUUUUGGCUUCAGCAGAUUUGAAUAAUGGCAAGAUUGGUAAAGAAAGCUUCAAUACAAAACAGUUAAAACAAAAAAUUUUACAGCAUGGAGACGCAUACUGGAAUCACCUCCGUCAAUAUCAGCAGAAGCUUCCCUGACCGUCGAUGAAGAAUGUAACAGUUAUUUUCUGUUUUUAACAAAAAAUCCAACUCACAGAUAUUUACCAAAUAUCGGAUGAUGGUCGUGUCGUUCGUGUUUGGCGUAAGACAGAUGGCAUACUUGUUAGACAGCUGGCUAUCACUGAAAAAGAAUCAACACAGUAAGAAGAGAUACCAAUAUCUAAAUUUAUUCUAUUUUACAGCAACGCAAUCCACGUAAACGGAAACCGCCUGUUCGCCGCAUCAGGAACAACAUUGGUUGUAUAUUCGCUGAGAGACGACAACCCUGUAGAAACUCGAGCUCUUCACGGCGACCGGUUAGUCACGUGUCCAACGUUUACUGUAAAACCCCUUAUUGAUAAGUGUUGCGCUUCUAAUCGAGGUUUUACAGUAAUUUUUUUUAAUUUUCUAUAUUUUAUUUCGUUUAGCAUAUUACAUACAUUUUGCUGA